GUUUGUCACCGUUUUAGAGCGCGGGUAGCUGUGGCAUAUAUCUUAUAUAUCGGCCUCCGUCCGCUACAAUGAACUCUCGCCUUUAUCUUCUAGAUGUCUCUGUACAAAUGUACAGAGAGGGUACAAAUCUUCAUGGAUCUAUGGAAAAGAUAGCAAUAAUGCUAGCCGGGUACUCUAAUGCUACACGGCCAAUUUACAGAUUUAAAGUCUCUGGUGAAGGACGAGUACUUGCAGUUUUUGAAGUGAACAACAUCCUUGGAUUGGAACGAACUGUUGCAGGGCUAUGGCGAAUGGGUGGCGUAAAUGUUGUAUGUACACCGUUGCGCACCUAUGAAGCUGUGGCUCAAUUUCUUGGUGUUGACGGAUCUUUAAUCUCACCUACUGUAGCACCUUUGCAGUCAGUUGAAAAAAGUCUAUAUUGGUUAGAAUGUUUGGGCAAUCCUGGCUGUGACACAGUGAAUGAAACUCUUGAGAAAUGGAAAGAUGGUGCUUCAGUUGUACUGAGCUACCGAGCUCAACAACAUCUUGAGAUGGACAUCUACAAAGUUGUUGCUGAACAAAAGUUUCAUUUAUUCCUGGCUGUAGAAGACCCUGGCGACGUUGAUAAACUCUCCUUUAUGUUGUCCUCAGUUUUGACACCAUACGGAGUGAAAAUCCAUUGCCGAGCUCUUCAAGUCUUAGAUGAUUACUCCAAAAAAGUGAUGAAGGAAAAUUUGUAGUUUACCAAAUAAAUUCCUUUGUUUUUA
This is a messenger RNA of Octopus sinensis (East Asian common octopus), 746 nucleotides long. RefSeq lists its product as uncharacterized. The transcript has 5 exons. The coding region runs from base 69 to 719 and encodes 216 amino acids. NCBI's taxonomy places the organism in Eukaryota, Metazoa, Mollusca, Cephalopoda, Octopoda, Octopodidae. The record is from RefSeq and is a predicted model, not a curated record.